Messenger RNA from Penicillium hordei, 1908 nucleotides. RefSeq lists its product as uncharacterized. Gene Ontology annotation, molecular function: mRNA binding. The coding region runs from base 1 to 1908 and encodes 635 amino acids. Lineage: Eukaryota; Fungi; Ascomycota; Eurotiomycetes; Eurotiales; Aspergillaceae. Gene Ontology annotation, cellular component: exon-exon junction complex. The record is from RefSeq and is a predicted model, not a curated record. The transcript is spliced from 2 exons. Gene Ontology annotation, biological process: mRNA processing.
AUGGCUCCUCUUCGACGUCAUAUCGGGGCUAGCCGCAGAAAGAGACGGGAGGAAGAUGGCGAAGAAGAGGGUUCAAUGGCUGGGGACAUGGGAGACGACUCUUUGAGUGAAGGCUCGGCUGACAGUCACCAAGAGGACGAAGAUGCGGACGGAGAAGUCAGCGAAGAGAGCGAGGACGAGGUUUCUACGUUGGAUAAGGCGGGCAAGGUCAACGGUCGUGGGGUGGAUAAAUCUACACGGAGCAGCUCUGUAUCGCCUGAAAAGCGAGGACUCAAGACAACCGUUUCAGAUACAGAGGCAAUGUUGAACGGCCUGAAGAUCUCAGACAGUGCGGGCGAUGCUGCGGAGGUUCAUUUCGACGAUCUCAAGGAACAACAAGAGGCUCACCCUGGAAGAACACCCUCCGCCCCUCCAACCGAGCCAAAUCGAAACAAUUUGGCUUCCAGAAAGCGCCGUGAGAAUGAAAAGUAUGUCAAGGAACGAGAGCAGAACCCAGCCUUCGUUCCCACCCGCGGCAGCUUUUUCCUUCAUGACAAGCGAUCCACCGACAACGGUCACCGGCUCAAGAGCAAGUCUCGCCCCUACGGCCUGAUCGUAGAUGGCAGCUCUCGCAGGUCUUCCAAGCCCGAUGCCAGCGGAGGGCAGUGGGCACACGAUCUCCACGAUACCGUGGCUGGCGAGGAUCGACCUACAGCAAAGCGCCCAACACCGUCCGCGAUGCCUAAUACUGGCGCAUCCGUCCCCACCGCCCCUAGAUCGUCCCCGCCCAACCGGUCCUUCUCUAGCACUACGUUGAUUGGGAAUGUACCUGUCGUUGUUUCCUUGCCUGGUAUGGCCAGUCCAAUUCAUUUUUCUUCCGUGCCCAAGAGACUCCACACCCGGCUACCUCAACACCGACCCCCCUUGCGACGCGACAAGCCGGUUCGAAUUUCUCUUCCCAGCCAGCCGCCCCGAUACAUAUUCCCCUCGGUUGAACGUUCCUUUAUAUUCAUCCCCCGCGCGUUGCGGCCGAACCAAGUCUCUCGUGGUCGAGGUGGUCGUGGUGGCGGCUGGUACAGUGGACGACGUCCCAGCUACUACCCCAACUCCUCUUACACGCCUAGCGUUGUCAGCCGUCGAUCUUCAUUUGGCAUGCCGCCUUCACAGGAUGGGUGGCCGUCACCUGCUGGGUCUGUCUACUCCAGACCUAUAAUUCCCACCGACCCCAAGCCCGUUGUCCGCCUUCCCCCUCCACCUCGUCCGCCUGUCGGGAUCCCACCAUUUGGACCUGCAAUGGCUAUGUCCCUUCCUCACCCGGCCUAUCGCGAAAGCCGCCCCGCCCCGAUCCCUAUGCACCAACCUCGUCCUCAGAAGACCGUCUCCGUUGCGGACAUUGAAAGCCCAGCGACUUUCCCGUUUGCUUUCAACCCGCCUCAACCCCAGCAUGAGCAGCCUUUCCACCACCAAGUCCCUCUUCCAGCCCAUGGCCCACCCAGUCAGCCUUCGGCCACUCCGCUUUCCCAGAUUCCGGAGCGGGCGAUUCACGCACCGCCCUUCCAACCCUACAAUUACCAUCAGCCUGGCUUCUACCCUCCGAGUUAUCCUUCGGGCAUGUAUUACCCACCUUCAGGGCCCGAUUAUGCGGGUUACAAUGGACCCGUUGGGCCCGGAGCCUCUGCGCCAAAUUUCCCGGGCCAGCAAGCAAUGCCCUAUUUAGCUGGGGAGCAGCCCCCUCCACCGGGUACUGUUGCUCAUGAGUCUGGGGGCACCGUCUACUUUUAUGAUACCAAUAAUGUGUACGGAGGUCCCGCACCGGGACCGGGAUCGGGAUCUGGGCCUGGGGGUGUGGUUGGCAUGGGUGGGAUGAUGACACCGCCAGGCACGACCUUCUACUAUCCUCAACAAUCCAGUCAAUAUUAUGGGCAGUGA